Messenger RNA from Anopheles maculipalpis, 577 nucleotides. RefSeq names its product FAD-linked sulfhydryl oxidase ALR (gene Alr). The coding region runs from base 1 to 564 and encodes 187 amino acids. Gene Ontology annotation, molecular function: flavin adenine dinucleotide binding; flavin-dependent sulfhydryl oxidase activity. Lineage: Eukaryota; Metazoa; Arthropoda; Insecta; Diptera; Culicidae. The transcript has 2 exons. The record is from RefSeq and is a predicted model, not a curated record. Gene Ontology annotation, cellular component: mitochondrion.
AUGCCCACAGCGGAACCACUGCCUAAUCAUCACCAGAACGGGAAAGAACCUGCAGCACCCUGCCGAACGUGUAUGGAUUUUAAAUCAUGGUCUAAACAGCAACGUAAAUCCCUUAGCACCAGCUCUGCCGCAAGCAGUAGUAGUGUGGCAAAAGCUUCUUCCGAUACGGAGGUAGCACACCGCAAAACGGACAACUCGGACGAGCGAAACGGUGGAUCACCACCAAACUGUCCGUUGGACAAGGAACGUCUUGGCCGGUACACCUGGGGUUUGCUGCAUACGAUAGCCGCAUACUAUCCAACCGUUCCGACCGAAACGGAGGAGCGGAAUGUGCGAACAUUUUUCACCUCCUUCUCGAAGCUUUACCCGUGUGAAUACUGUGCAAAAGAUUUCCAACAAGAAUUAAAAGAUAUGCCUCCGGACACCAAAUCCCAACACGCUCUGUCUCAGUGGCUUUGCCGAAUACACAAUCGGGUAAACAUGAAGCUGGGCAAACCCGAAUUUGACUGCACAAAGGUGAACGAACGAUGGCGAGACGGUUGGUUGGAUGGUUCGUGUGAUUGAAGGCGUUUUUCGG